AUGGGUGCGAGCUGUUCUUUCAUGUUUGUUGAAAAAGGAGAGCAAGGAGUAAAGCAUCCAUUUAGCCCUGUUGAAGACAGGACACUGACUAUACAGACCGGGCAUGAGGGCAUGUCCUCCGAUGGGGUGGAGUUUACAAGACAGGAUGGCCCACCUGCAAACCCUCGUCCGAAGCGGGAACGCAAACACAGGUCGUACACACUCUGUGAAGUGUGCAACAUUCAGCUGAACUCCAAAGCACAAGCACAGAUACACUACAAUGGCAAAACACACCAGAAAAGACUCAAACACAUAAAAAACAACAACACAGGUACGACUGCCCAGGGGAGCCCCCUGCUGGCCUCAUUACCAAUGCAGGGUCGCGCACUGCAGACACCUCUGGACUUGAAACACUUCCUGCCCUUCCGGCUCAGUGGCUCCUCCCCCCUCAACCUCUUCCCAAACUUCAACACUAUGGACCCGGUGCAGAAGGCAGUGAUAAACCACACAUUUGGUGUUCCUCAGUCACUGAAGAAAAAACAGAUCAUCUCAUGCAAUAUCUGCCACCUGCGAUUCAACUCCACGAAUCAGGCAGAAGCCCAUUAUAAAGGCCAUAAACACACUCGUAAACUGAAGGCUUUAGAGGCUCAGAAGAACAAACAGCAGAGACGACAACUCGACAAUGCACAACACAACAGAGUCCGAGAGAAGGACAGAGAAAGGGACAGGGAGAGGGAAGGGGACAGAGUGAAAACAAGCGCUCCAGAUCCACUUCCUGCCCUACUGGAUGACAGCCCCUUGGAGGGAACUGCUGUCUGUGACUCAGACUCUGUCAUGAGGGUGGAUGAUGCUCACUCCAGUUCGUUGGUCUUGACACCCAUAUCGGAGGUAUCAUCUGCAGACCUGUCUGUCUCCUCCCCUCACUCCCAGCAUCCAGACACCGCACUGGAGCCCACCGGUGAUGCCAGUGAGACAGGCGCUCAACGGGACAGCCCUACAGGGGACACACAGGUAGAGAAGGACCCCAAGAAGAUCAAGCAACAUCUGCACUGCCCCAUCUGCAAAGUUACCGUCAACUCCACCAAUCAGAUGGAGGCUCACAAUAGUGGCACCAAACACAAACUAAUGUUGGAGGGACAGAGUGUGCUGCCACGACGACGAGGGAAAGCAAUGUCAUCUCGCCCCUCAUGUAAAAGCAAGCGAUUGGCCAACAAGGGAAGUGUAGGCGUGCCCAGCAAGAGCUUCUACUGUGAAGUUUGCGAGAUCCAUGUCAACUCUGAAACUCAGCUCAGCCAGCACAUGAUCAGUCGACGGCAUAAGGAUAGACUGGCUGGAAAGCCCCCCAAGCCCAAAUUCAACCCUCAUGCCAAAAGCCAGCCUACCUCAUCAGCAUCGGGCAUCAGAUGGAACAGUUAUGCAAGUGGUGCUGUGUCUGCAAUGAAGAAAGUUAUCAACCAAUGCAAUUUCUCCUCUCUUUCCUCACAGACUAAGCUGGUUCUACAGAAGCAUCUGACUAAAAAUUUGACCGCCAGCUUUCUUCACACCCCCAUGACUCCACCCACCCUCUGCACUGUUACAGCCAAUCCGCUCACACUCCGUCACCCAGCAGGCACUACUUUUUUUCAGACACCAAUCCUCGGUCCUGCCCUAUUUCGGCCAGCGCCCGGACCUCUGAGAGCCACGCACACCCCCAUAAUUUUUUCACCCUAUUGA
Messenger RNA from Myxocyprinus asiaticus (Chinese sucker), 1692 nucleotides. RefSeq names its product zinc finger protein 385C (gene znf385c). The record is from RefSeq and is a predicted model, not a curated record. Gene Ontology annotation, cellular component: nucleus. The transcript has 10 exons. Gene Ontology annotation, molecular function: nucleic acid binding; zinc ion binding. Lineage: Eukaryota; Metazoa; Chordata; Actinopteri; Cypriniformes; Catostomidae. Bases 1 to 1692 code for a protein of 563 amino acids.